CUUGGCUCGAGGGCUUGGGUAAAGUUUCGCGCACACUUUGGUUCUCGGACGGACCUGUGGGCGUGCCAAAGCGCGUGUCAGCGCAAAAGUGGGGAUAUUUGUGACUUCUCUCGGCAGUACGGGGGUCCACGCAGAGGGGGGCUGGUUAUGCUUUGCGUUGCUUUUGCUGUUUUAUUUUAAACAUUAGUCAUGUCUCGGUUACUAAACCUCGUCAGCGGCCAGUUGCGGAGAGAUUUAUCCGCGCGUCGUGGAGUUGCUCGGCUUCCUCUGAGGACCAUCUGCAGCACUUCAUGGAAACAAGCAGAACAGAGCGAUGCAAACACUGUUUUGGGAAAGCGGUGGAAGGACACUGCAGACACCGUCAUCAUCGGUGGCGGCUGUGUGGGCGUCAGCUUGGCCUAUCACCUGGCCAAAGGGGGCAUGAAGGAUGUGGUGCUGCUGGAGAAGUCUGAGCUGACGGCUGGGUCCACCUGGCACGCUGCUGGUUUGACGACAUAUUACCAUCCAGGCAUCAACCUCAAGAAAGUCCACUACGACAGCAUCAAAUUAUACGAGAGCCUGGAGGCCGAGACUGGACAGGCGGUGGGCUUUCACCAGCCCGGCAGCGUCCGCAUCGCUUCAACGGCAGCUCGAGUGGACGAGAUGAGGUACCAGAUGACCCGCACGCACUGGCACGUGACGGAACAGUACUUCAUCGGACCGGAAAAGGUCCACGAGCUCUUCCCUCUGCUUAAUAUUGACAAGGUGUUGGCUGGUCUUUACACCCCAGGAGACGGUCACAUUGACCCUUACUCCCUGACGAUGGCUCUGGCUGCUGGAGCUCGCAUGUACGGGGCCCAGAUCUACAACCCAGCUCCAGUCACCGCCCUCAACCCGACAUCCGAUGGCAAGUGGGACGUCCAGACUCCUCACGGCACGAUUCGGGCGAAUCGCAUCGUCAACACGGCAGGUUUCUGGGCCAGAGAGUUGGGCCAGAUGAUUGGUUUCGACCACCCCACCAUCCCAGUGCAUCACCAGUACGUCGUCACGGCAACCGUCCCAGAGGUGAAGGCUCUGAAGAAGGAGCUGGCCGUCAUCAGGGACCUGGAGGGCUCUUACUACCUACGCCAGGAAAGAGACGGCCUGCUGUUUGGCCCGUACGAGAAGAUGGAGAAGAUGGUGCUACAGGACUCCUGGGUCAGAGAUGGAGUCCCUCCAGGUUUCGGUAAGGAGCUGUUUGAGUCGGAUCUCGACAGGAUCAUGGAGCACGUUGAGAUGGCCAUGGAGAUGGUCCCGGUGCUGAAGAAAGCCGACAUCAUCAAUAUUGUGUCUGGACCGAUCACGUACACCCCCGACCUGCUGCCCAUGGUCGGACCUUUUCAGGGAGUUCGCAACUACUGGACUGCCAUCGGCUUUGGGUAUGGCGUUAUCCAUGCCGGCGGUAUCGGUAAGUUCCUGAGCGACUGGAUUAGGAACGGAGAGCCUCCCUACGACCUGAUCGAAUGCGACCCCAAUCGCUACGGGAAGUGGACGGACGUUCCCUUCAUGUGCGCUAAAGCUCGCGAAUCCUAUGGCUUCAACAAUGUGGUCGGUUACCCCAAGGAGGAGCGUUUUGCUGGUCGGCCAACCAGCCGGACAAGCGGUGUUUAUGAGCUGCUGAAGGACAAAGCGUCCAUGGGUUUCCAUGCAGGCUGGGAACAACCUCAUUGGUUCUACAAGCCUGGAGAUGAAACUGGAUAUAAUCCCAGUUUCCGACGCACCAACUGGUUCGGACCAGUCGGCCGAGAGUGCAGGCUGGUGAUGGAGAAGGUGGGCGUGAUCGACCUGACGCCUUUUGGCAAGUUCAUGGUGAAAGGGAAGGACUCGCAUAAGCUGCUGGAUCGACUGUUUGCUAACACCAUGCCGAAGGUUGGCCUCACCAAUAUCAGCCACAUGUUGACCCCCGAGGGGAGAGUCUACGCCGAGGUCACCAUCACACAGGUGGCACCAGGAGAGUUCCUGCUCAUCACAGGGUCGGGCUCAGAGCUGCACGACCUCAGGUGGAUAGAAAAAGAAGUUGCUGAGGGAGGAUACGACGUCAACAUCAGCAACGUAACGGACGACAUCGGCGUGCUGGGCAUCGCGGGACCGAACGCCCGCAAAGUUCUGCAGAAACUGACGGACGAGGAUUUGAGUGACGCCGGAUUCAAAUUUCUCCACUGCAAGCCUAUCCAGCUGGCCGGCAUUCCUGUCCGGGCCAUCAGGAUCUCCUACACGGGUGAGCUCGGCUGGGAGCUGUACCUUGACCAGAAGAACAUGGCCGCCGUGUACCAGGCCAUGAUGGAGGCGGGAAAAGACGAGGGCAUCGACAAUUUCGGCACCUACGCCAUGUCCUCGCUCAGGCUGGAGAAGGGCUUCAGAGGCUGGGGCGCUGAGAUGAACUGCGAUACCAAUCCUCUGGAAGCUGGGCUGGAUUAUUUCAUUAAACUGAACAAGCCUGCAGACUUUAUUGGCAAAGCAGCCCUCCAGGAGAUCAAGGCCAAGGGCCUGAAGAGGAAGCUGUCCUACCUCAGCUUAGACACGGAUGACAUCGACCCUGAAGGCAACGAGACGGUCUGGCACAAUGGAAAGGUGGUCGGCAACACGACAUCCGGAGCCUAUAGCUACAGCUCCCAGCAGAGCCUGGCCUUCGCCUACCUGCCCCUGGACCUCUGCUCUGUGGGCCAGAAGGUGGAGGUGGAGCUGCUGGGGAGGAAAUACGCCGCCAUGGUCAUCCAGGAGCCCUUAGUCCUCACCGAGCCCACGCGGACCCGGCUGCAGAAGAAGGCGAAGGGCAAAGCAUAAACGCAGCUAAACCGCUAACUCAGCAGCUAAUGAAGAACGACCCUACUGUGAAUUAAAAAUGAAAAGGUCCACGUGCUGGACUGUUUGUGUCUGCAGAUCAGCUGAAGGAAAAGAAACGUGAAGGUGAAGUCAUGUAAUAUUCAGAAACAGAAACUUGUUGUGUGAAUUUACAUCUUCUGAAUGUGUUUCUGAGCCGCAACAACGGUUAAUGCGUCGCCCUCGCACCACAGUGUCUUAAAGUGUUUGAAGAGUGAUUGAUUUUUUUUUUUUUUUUUAAUUCCACAAAUGGAUGGUAAAAGUUUACGGGUCUAGUGAAGAAUAAUUGAUUUUCAGUUAGAAAGGCGGCAAAUUAAACCUUAAGUAGGAUCUCAUGAACGAUGCUGUAAAAGGACAUUGAGACUGUGCCAAACAAACUAUAUGAACAUUAUAACCAAAAAGAAUCCUGUACAAAGACUUUUGUAAAUGUCUUUUUUUUUUUUUUUACUAAUGUGUACAUUAAUACAUUGAUAAUUAAAGCAUUGCACUCUUUGUUGUUCAUUCUUGCUGCAUUGUUGUAGUAUAUACAGCAAACUGUGUUAAAUGUAUACAAGAAAAUAUCAUGACAACGAUAUUAGAAGGCAAUAAAUAAAGACAGAAAUAGGAACAUGUUAUGCUGUUGAUGUCACUAUUUCACCAUUACAACCAAAUUAGCAAUUAACUGACUGUGACUAUAAUUUAAAGUUUUCUGUGCUCUCGUUUUGGCAUCUUUUAUCUUUUAUAUAUUGUUUUCUACAUUUAUCAGUCAUGUGGUUAUUGGGAUUAUCAUUACUGGAAAACAAAACCAUCCUGGCAAUGUAUCUAACCAAUUAAACCAAUUAACAAUUUAUAAAAGCAGGUGUCAUGGAGAUACUGAUAAUAUUAAAGUUUUGAAUUAUUUAAUAUGAA
Mugil cephalus (flathead mullet) is the source of this 3726-nucleotide messenger RNA. It is a transcript of the gene dmgdh, whose product is annotated as dimethylglycine dehydrogenase. Gene Ontology annotation, molecular function: oxidoreductase activity; protein binding. Lineage: Eukaryota; Metazoa; Chordata; Actinopteri; Mugiliformes; Mugilidae. The transcript has 16 exons. The coding region runs from base 190 to 2802 and encodes 870 amino acids. Gene Ontology annotation, cellular component: mitochondrion. The record is from RefSeq and is a predicted model, not a curated record.